Orycteropus afer afer is the source of this 837-nucleotide messenger RNA. RefSeq names its product UPF0472 protein C16orf72 homolog (gene HAPSTR2). NCBI's taxonomy places the organism in Eukaryota, Metazoa, Chordata, Mammalia, Tubulidentata, Orycteropodidae. The transcript has 3 exons. Bases 1 to 837 code for a protein of 278 amino acids. The record is from RefSeq and is a predicted model, not a curated record.
AUGAAAAUCAUUGUGCAUAAAGGGGAACCUUCAAAGCACUGGCAAACCCGCUGGGAGCGCCAGUGCCUGGCCGAGGCCGAGCCGGGCGAGCAGCCGCCGGCCGAGCUGGAGGAGGAGGCGGCCGCCGAGGCGACGGGGCUGAGGCGCGAGCAGCAGCGGCUGUGGCACUUCUUCGAGAUCUCAGCCACCGCCGUGGCCCAGCUCUACAAAGAUUCCGGGUGCCAACAGUCAGGACUGUCCUUGUGGGACCCCUUCCAGAACGCGGCCAUGGCCGUGACCAGCCUGUACAAAGAGAGCGUGGACGCCCACCAACGAAGUUUUGAGCUGGGCGUCCGGGUUGGCCGCCAGCGGCGCAUCAGGGACGUGCUGGAGUGGGUGCAGAAGGGCCGGAGCAUCAUUCGCCGGGAAGACCUGAUCAGCUUCCUGUGUGGCAAAGGGCCGCCCGCCCCGCCCCCGCUGCGCCCCCCGCCGCGCCCCCCCAGGACAGCCCCGAAGCUGCCGGCCGGGGCGCCCGGCCAGCCGAUGGCCACCGAGGCCGGCUCCUCGGUAGCCGUCGACCUGCAGCCCUUCCACGAGGCCGUCGCUCUGCACGGCCUCAGCGGGGCCAUGGCGAGCGUCAGCGUGCGGGCUGGCGCGCCCGGCUCCCCGCCACAUGACCCCGGCGUGACCUGCGGGGCACGCCGAAAAGUUAGCUUCCUUGACGACAACUUGAGCCCCUUCGACCCGGAAGAACUGGCCCUGCGCCUGGACAGUGCUGGGACCCGCAAGCGCACCUCCUCGCAGUGCGGCGACGGCAUCUCGGAUUCUCUGACCCAAAAGCGCAACCGAAUGGUCUAA